Messenger RNA from Caenorhabditis auriculariae, 2224 nucleotides. The record is from the annotation of a GenBank genome assembly. Lineage: Eukaryota; Metazoa; Nematoda; Chromadorea; Rhabditida; Rhabditidae.
AUGAAAUUAUUCGAAAACACUUUGUGGGUGGCUCGCUCCCUGAUUGGUUUUUCUAGCACCAUUAGGGGCGGAGCUUGAGCGCCGACUUGAGAUUCGAAAUUUGAACAGAAUAUAUCAAUACGUGAUUUAUGUAGACGGAAUUUUUUAAAGUAUUUUCAUACAUAAAACAUGACGAGCUUCGGAAACCCUGAAAACGUGAAGAUGAAAAUGUUUCAGUGGCAUUUGGAUGUGCCUAUUUGGCUUCUUUAUUAUUUUGCGUUCUUCCCACGAUCGUCGCCGAGUUCACAGUCGGCCAGCUCACCGGCCGCGCGCCCGUUCUCGCUUUCUACAAUCUUUGCCCGUCUUUCAAAGGUUUUCCCCAACCACUGAGCCGAUUGGAAUGAAAAACGUUUAGGUGUGGGCGUGUCUAUGAUUUUGUUCACACUAGUCGUUCUUGCUUGUAUGACCAAGUUCGUCGCUUGGCUCUUCAUUUAUAUCUAUUACCUUUUUUGGACGGUACAAGCCUCUCGACCAGGUUAGCAAGUCUAAAUAUUCUCUAACGAGCAACUUUCGCAGGGCUUCCAUGGCUGCACUGCAAGAACUUUCCGGAGUUCCUGUCGUUCCCUUGUCGUGAAGCCGGCUCCAUUUCCAACUUCAGCCACGAGUCGCACACGAAAUUGAGUGCCGUACAGGCGGAGAGCUCCUUGAUGCAGUUUAUGACGUGAAAAACGAAUUUUUUUCCUUCCGUUUCAUCCCAACUUUUUCAGGUCUGUCGAAAGGGCCAGCGAGUCUAUCGAUGAAUACGGAGAACUGCAAAUCGACGUUUUGAUCGCCCAAGCCGCCGUUUGGGUCAUCGUCUUCUCAGCCAUUUGCUUAGGUGUGAGAUUCCUAGGAAAGGUACUUUUUUAUGUUUUCGAAAGAUAUUUUUGUUUGGUUUUUUUUUAUCACAUUGAGCAUGUUCUGAACCCAAAGUGGAAUUUCUAAUGCUGUUUGCUCUUUUUUUUUGCUGAUUUGGAGUCUGAGCUGAAAAAUGCCGCUCGAACGUAUGAUAGAAGUUGUGGUUGCAAAAAUUAGGAGAAUAAAUCUCUUCAAGCUCAAAAAUUUUUUUUCUCGACUUUAAAGGCGAAAUGAAGAAAUUGGCGUUAUGACUGUCAAGAAAGAAAAAAAAAAGGUGAAUCGCGUUUAUUUCGAGUUUCUUGUCAAACUUAGGAACUGCAGAUUCGUCCUUAUAGAGGAAUCUUAGAACUCCUUCUAGGGGCUUCUUUAUCAACCCCUAUAGUGGCCACUAAAGCUUGCAAAAGUGGUCCCUAUCGAAAUGCGAAGAUUUCCGUGCAAAAAACUAAAAAAAAAACCUUUUUUGAAUAAAAUGGAUCGACCCCUAUUGCGACCACUUUAGGGGCCGAGGGGUCAGACCUUAAGCUUCUAGAAGGAGCACUUUUUUGAUAGGGACUGUUUUUUUUUCUCUAACUUCUAUAGGGACCACUCAAAAGUUUCUAAGAAAAGCCGCGUCACGUACGCAACGCUUCUGCCUCGCCAAUCUGCCCAUAUCGCCUUUCAAAUCGGGAAAAAGUCUUAUCGAUAUGUCCCACUAGGAGUUCAGACUUGUACUGGUCAAUGUCAAACAUGAUAAAAUGGGUCGAAAAUACUUGAAAAAUAAUUUCUACAUUUUGGAAAUACAUUUUAGAUAUCGCAGAUUGAUGUAAUUAUCAAUUGGUAACCCUAGAAAAGCCUUUCUAAGCGUCUUCUUAAAAUGAUAUAUUUUUGAAGAAGUAUUUUUCAGUUUGUCGCCUUCACACUAGUCGUUUCUUUCGUGAUGCUACUCGGUCUUCUGAUGGCGGUGGCCGCGUCAGGCGGCUUCGAUAAAGUCUUCUACGUCUACUGGAACGCCACCGAUUGGAGUCGUCUCUACGAAAUUCAGGUCGACUUUUCCUUAUCUCAUUCCGUUAUUUUGAUUUUUGACAGGUUUGGAAACUAGCCUGCGAACAAGCCAUUCUGGCCUCGGGAAUCGGAUUCGGAGUGUUCAUCACCUUGAGCAGUUAUAACAAACGGGAUAGGAACGUUGUCUGGUGAGUCUUGAAAAAAGGCUCAAGAAUUGGACAAUGUCUGCAGCAAUGCCUUUCUGGUGAUCUUGUGGCACGUUUUCAUCACUUUGGUCCAAACUUUGACCGUGCUCGGAUUCGUCGGCGUCGUAUCCCAACAGACGGGUCUGCAGGUCGGCGAGCUCAUCGAAAAAGGUGAUUCGUAA